AAACGAGACAAGGGAGGGGAGGGGAAUAUAGGAAAUUCCUCUUCGCGUUUUUCCUGUUCGUGGCAUCUUGCGCUGCGCAGCGUUAGCGACACCACCGGGAGCUGUGCGCAUAUUUUCUAUCCGUGUAAGGAGCACCGGAGGCGGAGGCUUUUGAGCAGAUCGACGGGCAGUGCGGGCUUCCCCGUCUAAUAUGAAAGCGUUUUUAUCCUGAUGCACCGAUGCGGGAGGAGCUGCGACUCAUGGGGUGCUGAUUUGCGUUUUGCAUUUUUACAAACUCGGAUGUGUUUUUGCACGAUCCGGGAGGCCUCGCUUACACGGCAUCUUUCUGCAGCUCUGUUUUUUUUUUUGUUUUUUUUUAAAUAACUACUGCAGGCUGAGAAACGAGCUUUCAGUCCCCGCUGAGUGUUACAUAACCGAGUGGCUUUAGCUGUCCAAGGUGCUGAACUGAGCGGUCGAACCUCAAAACGGGGGGACGAGCUGUGGGGAAUACACAACCUUGUAAGGUCAAAGGCCUGGAAAGCACUGGAUCCCACCUCGGAGAACAGAAGUGGAAAACUGGUGAAGAUUGGUUAUAUUGCUCACAUUUCUUUUUACUCCACGCCAUCCCUCGGGGAGAAAUUAGUUUCUGCGGUGGUUGAUUGAGCGGAGAGGGAAAAUGUCGGGGCAGACGCUCACGGAUCGCAUUGCCGCUGCGCAGUACCAGCUAACGGGAUCGGAUAUGGCCCGGGCUGUCUGCAAAGCCACCACUCACGAAGUGAUGGCGCCCAAGAAGAAGCACCUGGAAUACCUAGUGUCGGCCACCAACACCACCAAUGUAAACAUCCCUCAGAUGGCUGACACGCUGUUUGAGCGAUCCACCAACGCCAGCUGGGUGGUCGUCUUCAAGGCUCUAGUCACCACUCAUCACAUGUGCGUCCAUGGCAACGAGAGGUUCAUUCAGUAUUUGGCUUCCAGGACCUCCUUGUUCAACCUCAGUAAUUUCAUUGACAAAACUGGCUCUCAUGGCUAUGACAUGUCUACAUUCAUCAGGCGGUAUGCACGAUACCUGAAUGAGAAAGCCUUCGCCUACCGCCAAAUGGCUUUUGACUUCACCAGGGUGAAGAAAGGUGCCGAGGGAGUGAUGAGAACCAUGACCACCGAGAAGCUGCUGAAAGGCAUGCCUGUUCUGCAGACUCAGAUCGACACACUCUUGGAGUUUGACGUUCAUCCGAAGGAGCUGAACAAUGGGAUCAUCAAUGCUGCCUUCAUGCUUCUCUUCAAAGAUCUGGUGAAGCUGUUUGCAUCCUAUAACGAUGGAAUCAUCAACCUGUUAGAAAAGUUCUUCAAGAUGAAAAAAAGUGAUUGUAAGGAGGCCUUGGAGAUUUAUAAGAGGUUCCUGACCAGGGUGACGAAAAUUGGGGAGUUCAUGAAGUUGGCUGAGACAGUCGGAGUGGACAAAAAUGAUAUUCCUGACAUCAACUAUGCUCCCAGCAGUAUCCUGGAGUCUCUGGAAACACACAUGAACGGUCUGGAGGACGUCAAAGGUGGAAAGAAAGGUGAAGGGUCUCCAACAAAGGGGUCUCCAACAAACAACGUGUCUCCAACAUCGACUCCAGCCAAAUCUUCAAAUGCCGUUCCUACGCUGCAGCCGCCUCCUGGGGACGGAGCCGCUGCCGCCGCUGCUCCUGAGCCAGCUGAAGAUUCUUUGUUGGACUUGGAUCCUCUGUCCUCCACUGGUCCCACAGCGGCAUCAGCUGCACCGACAUCUUGGGGAGACCUGCUUGGAUCAGAAAUGGGCGAUUCCUUGCUAUCUGAACCCCCACUCGCCGCAGAGGCCGCCCCCUCCCCUGCAGCAGCAGCGCCCACUCCUGCAGCGGCAGAACCUGGCGUCUCUCUAGCUCCUCCCACUAGCACAGCAGCCGCCACUUCCCCUGGUGCCGCCAAUAUGGAUCUGUUGGGAGACGCCUUUGCUGCUGCACCUGCUGCUUCCUCUGAGGCCACUGCUGCAGCAGCAGAGGGUGGGGCUGCUGCUUCGUCCACCCCAGCCACUAACUCUGGAGCUGAUAUGUUUGACUCCAUGCCAGACUCAAGCUUCUCCAAAACGGACCCAUUACCCAGCACUGACUUGUUUUCAGCAGAACCUACAGGAGGGGAUGCCCCAGCUGCUGCUGCUGCACCAGCUGCUGCUCCUGCUGCAACUGCUGCUGCGGCUCCAGGUUCUGAGCUCAUGUCAGUAUUUGAUGGGCUAGGCGACAUAAUGAAGCCCACUGUGACCCCUCAAGCGGGUGAUGUUGACACCUCCAUGGCUAACAUGGCAAGUAACCUCAUAAUGGGAACUGCAGCGGCUCCUCAGGUAGCUCCCCCUUGUUGGGGUGCACCCAUGGCACCAGUUGCCGGAGCACCAAUGAUGCCCAUGGCCAGGCCAGGCUUCCCUGCUGCAGGAGUAACCCCGGGGGCACCGAUGUCUCCUGGAAUGGCCCAAAGCCCCAGAAAGCCCCCACCACCCAGGAAUGCUCUGGAUGACCUGAAUAUCAAGGACUUUAUGUAGACUGCCUGACCCAUUAACCCCAAAGUUUGUCAUUGUGUCUGGAGAUCUGUGGAUAUGGAUGUCUGCAACCCCCUCACCCUUCCAGUCCCUUCUUCAGCCAGCCAGCCAUCAUCUCUUUGGUCUUUUCCGUCUAACCCCCCACCAGCCUUGACUCUUGUAACAAACUCUCCCUUCCUAUCCAAUGUUGUAGCACAACUGUGAAUAUGAACCCUAGAUACAGAAAACCAGAGUUAUGUUUCAAUGUGUGUGAGUGUGUGUGUAUUUCAGUGUUAACCUUUACUUAAUAUACUAUGGAAAAAUAAAUGACCAAAAAAAAAAAAAAAAAUCAAUAAAUGUGUAUUUAGAAUCAUUCAGCAUAUCAGCUGACUUGGAAUGGUGGAAAUAUGUUGGUUUCUUUUUGCAUCAACCAGACAAGGACUGUGUUUAAAGUUAAAUGUGGACUGUGUUCAGUGUAGCUUCACUCGCCAAUCCCCAAGUCACUCUCCUCUGCCCCUGAUGUCCAAACCAGUACUGAGCGAUGUUUUAUGUCAUUAUUAACUUGCUUGUACCCAUAUUAGCUUGGGAUUCAUCCUCCCACCUGUCAACCUCACGACACAAAAGCACCAUAACUGAACUUGCACUGUUCAUCCGGACUUAUAAUUGAGCACAUCUGCUUUCUGUUUUACAUUCAGUUUCCUUCAUUUUGACAUUGUGUGAAACAUGCAAAAAAUAAAACAAUUGUGAACUGUUCGAAUUGACAUAUGCAUUUUAGACUACUUUAAAAGACAGAUUUUACAUAUUUUCAGUAAUCUUUAUUGUUAAAAAAGUAUAAAUAUAUUUAUUUUUAGUUACUUUAAAUGAAAGAAAAACAGCAAGUUCGCAUAAAUUUCCGCAUUUUCUUUGUUCUUACUUCUCUGUCAAAAAGAGAUGGUAUUGAAUGGAGUGUGUUCUGUGGCGCCCCUUGCUGGUGUGAAGUGAUACUGCAUUAAAGCAUGCAACAGGCCGAUCUGGGAUGCAUUUUAAUAAUCUCAGUGAGCUAAUUUUUUUCUUUUUGUCUUGGUCUUAACACAAGUAGAAGUUACAGUAAAGGACACAGUUUGUGUGAUUGCAAUGGGGUUUUAGCUCUCUUUGGGUCAUUUCUGAUGCAGCAGCAGUCGGUACAUUUGCUCAUGUGCAGCCUCUGGGUCUUACAGGCUUACUGUAAACACGCAAGUGUUCACUGGAUGUUUCUCUGUGUUACUUAUUUUAAAAAGGUGACUGUAUUUUAAUUCAUUGUGGCAUUAAGUGGUAUUAACUGUUGAAAGAAAAAUAAACGACGAGUAUGACACAUUAAAAAGAUUGUGGAUAAGUAAUAUUUGUUUGGUAUAUGACGGCUGUUUGCCCAUUUUUUUGGUUUUUGUUAUAAUGAAUGGUAUCGUCCACUCUCCCCGCCUGCAUGUGAGUCCGAAUUAGAUGCAAUAAAAGACAAAUAACACAUCCAAA
Xiphophorus couchianus (Monterrey platyfish) is the source of this 3988-nucleotide messenger RNA. RefSeq names its product clathrin coat assembly protein AP180. Gene Ontology annotation, cellular component: extrinsic component of presynaptic endocytic zone membrane; clathrin-coated vesicle; synaptic vesicle. The coding region runs from base 656 to 2527 and encodes 623 amino acids. Gene Ontology annotation, molecular function: 1-phosphatidylinositol binding; clathrin heavy chain binding; phosphatidylinositol-4,5-bisphosphate binding. NCBI's taxonomy places the organism in Eukaryota, Metazoa, Chordata, Actinopteri, Cyprinodontiformes, Poeciliidae. Gene Ontology annotation, biological process: clathrin-dependent endocytosis; clathrin coat assembly; synaptic vesicle budding from presynaptic endocytic zone membrane. The transcript is spliced from 24 exons. The record is from RefSeq and is a predicted model, not a curated record.